This is a messenger RNA of Hibiscus syriacus, 558 nucleotides long. RefSeq lists its product as uncharacterized. The record is from RefSeq and is a predicted model, not a curated record. NCBI's taxonomy places the organism in Eukaryota, Viridiplantae, Streptophyta, Magnoliopsida, Malvales, Malvaceae. The coding region runs from base 75 to 317 and encodes 80 amino acids. The transcript has 3 exons.
UUGAUCAUCACCAAUUUGAGAAAGAAAGGGAGAGGAACGCAAAGGUAAAGUCCAAAGGAGAAUACGACGAAGCGAUGGCAGUGAGCGCAACGGUGAUCGGAUCACUUCUGGGGCUUGGCACCCAAAUGUACUCCAAUGCUCUCCGCAAGCUCCCUUACAUGCGACAUCCGUGGGAGCACCUGUUGGGGAUGGGUCUCGGAGCAGUGUUUGUGAACCAGCUAGUGAAUUGGGACGCUCAGCUCCAAAAGGACCUUGACCAAAUGCUCGAAAAAGCCAAGGCAGCCAACGAGCGCCGCUACUUUGAUGAUGAUGAUUGAUGCUUUAGCCCUAUAAUCAUAUAAGAAAUUCAUGCUCCGAGCAACCGUGAUCAUAAAACUAGUUCAGGUUAUGGACGGAUUAUUUUGGACUGUUUUCUUGUUUUUGAUCCUGUUGAACCUUUUCUUCUUUUUCUUAUUUUGUUGUUGAAUAUAGGCUUCAUUGCCUUGUGAUUCUGGAUGCAAAGUGCAAACUGGCUAGUGCAAGCUAAUAAAUGAUUCAAUGAAAUCACCCUAUUUUCAA